UAUACGCUAAAAUAUUUGUUUACCUAUUUUCUCUUAAUUCCGGAAACAACUAAAGUUGUGAUAUAAGACCAAGCAAAAAAAACUACCGGGAUAUAACUAGCCACUCUAGUAAAAAUAAGUGAAAGGGUUGAAAGGUGUAAAUAGUGUAGGAUUAAGAGCACAAAUGGAGUAAGGUAGUAAAACGAAUUUGUUAAGUGCAAUGAAGUAAAAGUGAAUCAUCGAACUUUCUGAAACACCUAGAAACGGAAAGUGAGUAGUAGUUUAUUACGAUUAAACUAACAUCAUCUUACAUACUGAUAUACUUCCUCCGUUCCCCUAAUAUUGCAACAAUUAUCAUUUUAGAUAGUUUCACAAAUAUUGCAACAUUACCAUAUAUUCUCAUACUUUCUCUCUAUCUCUCUCCUCAUACUAUGGGUCCCUAUAUUUAUUUCUCUCUAUCUCUCUCCUCAUCUUAAAUUCUAUGUCUUCCCCCAUUGUUGCGAUAUUAGGGGAACAGAGGAAGUAUAAUAUUAAAGUAUGGUCAAAGUGGGUUAUAUGAAAAGUAUAUUUAUGCUAAAUCUUAUAAUAGGAAAUACUUGGCAACUAUUUUGGCUUUUUGACAUUGUCAUGUAAGUGUAGUGGAUUUUCUUUUGCUGCUCAUUUUAUGGUUUGUAUUAAUAAUUGGAUUUAUACGCUUUUAUUUACCCUUUUAAUUAUAGGUGGGGGAUGUUAUAUCAUUUACUCCAUAAUUGCCUAGCUUCUAAAAAUUCCCUAAAUACUAGAAGGUAAUUCGAAGUAAUGGUUUGACAAUAAGAAUCCACUGUGACGAGGGUGAGAAUAAGUAUUUAUUUUCCUUUUCAUUUUCACUAAGGCUGAGGAUGAGAAUGGAAUGAGGCAAAUAGAAUUGAAAGGUGAUUAAUUGGGUCAUAUAUUGCUUAAUAGUAGUCUUGUUGCUUGUACGGAUUAACUGCUUAAUGGAAUACCUUUUUAUGACAUGACUUUUUUGCCAAUUGUCAUUUCAUCUUAAGAGCUAUUACCAAGCAGCUAUUAUAAGUGUCAUAGUUUAAAAUUUUAGAAGCCUAGAUAAUGUAGAAGUAUACGCAUUGCCCAUGUAUAAAACUGAAAUAUUCAUUAAGACUUAUCUCAAAUGAGUACUGGUCUUUUACCAGCUUUAAUUUGAAUGCUCCUUUUUUGACAUCUUUAAUGUUAGUGCAAGGGUAAUUACCUUGAGAUUUUUAUUUGACUAGUGAAGGACUGUAGAUAAUUCUUUUGUAGGAUUUUGCAUAUUGAUAGCAUUUCCCUAUAAUCAUGUUUGACAAGGGGUUGUGAAAGUUGGUUUUGUUAUAAGUUAUCCUGGCAUAUGAUGUUACGUAGUGAGACUGUGAGAUGCUCAUUUGUGCUUUAAAAAUCAUGGUUUAGUGAGACUAAAAAAGUUAUUUGUGACACAUGAUCUCUGGUGUUUGCUGGGAACAAGGAAUUCGCCAAUCGUCUUCUUGGAAGAAACUGCCCAAAAGAGAAGAUUCAGUCAGGGGCUUCUGGGCCAUAAAACACUGUAUACAUAGCUUCAGCAUGUUUGAUUUUCUGAAGGACGUGGUGAGCAAGGUUCCUGAUUAUGGUAAUUCUGAUGCAAAUGCAGAUGACCGAACUGCUAUGAAGAGAAGGAAAUCUGCUGUUGACGAGUAUCAUGACAGUGAUGAAGAAUUGAAGAAAAGCAGGAUGCAAGAAAUGAGCCAUGCCAGCGGCAGUGGUAGAGGUAGAGGGCGAGGCCGAGGGAGAGGUCGUGGGCGGGGAAGGCCCCCAUUAGAAAGAGAGACACCCUCUCACCAUGAGAUGGAAGCCGAGCCAUCGACAGUUUUUGAGCCUAUCAACAAGCCCUGCCCUAUCCAAGUACCCAACACAGACGAUGAUCCCAAUAAACCAGAUCCAAUGAAGGAGAGUCCUGUUGUGGGUGAUGCAGACACGGCAGUCCGGAAUUUUGAUUUAAAUGCUGACGUAGUAGCUGCUGAAAACCAGGAAGUAGGACCCACUGUAACAGCAACAGAAAAUGCUGCUGCAUCAGUUGAACCACCUCCUGAAAGCAAGAAUGAAGAGUUGCUCUCUGAGGUUGAUGGGAUGGCCAUCGACCCACAUCAGAUUGCCCAAUUUAACUCAAGAAUAGACGAAGAUGAGGACUAUGAUGAAGAGUAGCUGGUGAAAGUGUCAAUGUAGGAGAAAAUAGGAGAAAAUGUAGAUGAAAGUGGAGACCUAUUCCUUGGGGGGGUUAAGGAAAGACACUAGAAUCCUUUAAUUAUGGUCUCUGCUGGAUCUGUAUAAUUGAUGAUUAGUAGGUUUUCUAAUUAGGUUGUAAGGCUUGCAUUGUUAUCAUCUUUAGUUGCAGAAAUUUUUAACGUAGUUGGAUGUCACAGUGCACAGUCUCGUCAUUUUCGGAGUACUCUGAAUGUUUUCUCUUUAUGUUCU
Chenopodium quinoa (quinoa) is the source of this 2436-nucleotide messenger RNA. RefSeq names its product dr1-associated corepressor-like. Gene Ontology annotation, molecular function: protein heterodimerization activity. The transcript has 4 exons. NCBI's taxonomy places the organism in Eukaryota, Viridiplantae, Streptophyta, Magnoliopsida, Caryophyllales, Amaranthaceae. Gene Ontology annotation, cellular component: nucleus. The coding region runs from base 1426 to 2166 and encodes 246 amino acids. The record is from RefSeq and is a predicted model, not a curated record. Gene Ontology annotation, biological process: regulation of DNA-templated transcription.